Messenger RNA from Mus caroli (Ryukyu mouse), 3172 nucleotides. Lineage: Eukaryota; Metazoa; Chordata; Mammalia; Rodentia; Muridae. The record is from RefSeq and is a predicted model, not a curated record.
AGGCCGGCCGCUGCCCGCGCCGGUGUCUCCGGUUGCCGGGCCAAGCCUCGCCAGACUGCACGGCCCGGGAUCCAGGCUCCACGAGUUGCUCUCAGCUCGGGAUUCACGCACCCCGGGCUCGAACCUCGGAUGUACAUCUGAGAGCUCGGCUGGAGGGUGGGUCCAGGCCCAGCGGAGACAUGGGGAAAUUUCAGUCCAAGCACGGGGACAGCUUCGUGGUGCCUGCGUACGGGAGCGGUCGCAGGGGAGCGGAAGAGACCGACCGGCGUGCGGGCAGCGGUGUGGAACAUCGCUCAUGGGACAAGCAGGAGCUGCUCAAUGGAGACCCUAAGGAGGGGCCUUUCUGGGAAGACAAGGGUUCCCUAGAAGUUGUGCUGCCCCCUGAGAAGUCUGAGGGCCAUGAGGGCCAGGGUCAGCUCUUCAGCACAGAUGAUGGGGAGAAAGCAGCAAGCCGUGAGGGUCCACUGAGACUUAGCAAGAAGCACUUGAACAUUGACGCACUGCAGUGUGACGUCUCAGUGGAAGAAGACAACCGCCAAGAAUGGACAUUCACGUUGUAUGACUUUGACAACAGUGGGAAAGUCACCAGAGAGGACAUGUCCAGCCUGAUGCACACCAUCUAUGAGGUUGUCGAUGCCUCUGUCAAUCACUCCUCUGGCAGCAGCAAGACCCUUCGAGUGAAGCUAACUGUCAGCCCUGAACCCUCCAGCAAGAAGGAAUGUCCUCUCACUGGCCAAGACCGGGAGCCCACUCGUGGCAGAACAGAGAUUGAGCUCACAGAUGAGCCCCGAGUGGCUGACAGAAGGCUCUCCGCCUACAGCAGGAAGCCCAAUGCUGAUCCCCAGCCCUGCUCUGUGCGAGUGCCCUACUGUGUGGAUGAGAACACAGAGCGCAGAAACCACUACCUAGACCUUGCUGGCAUCGAGAACUACACAUCUAAGUUUGGUCCUGGGUCACCACCUGAGCAGGCCAGGCAAGAACAUCAUGGCAGGGCCACACACAUUCCAAGCAGGUCCCGAUCACAAGAGUCGGAUGCCCACGCUAUACACCACCGCAGGUCUCAAGUCCUGGCUGAGCAUGUCAUACCAGCUAAUGAGCCUGCCACCCGGGCCCUGGCUGCACAGCCCCGGCUCAAGGGGCAGGAGAAGCAGUUCCUCAGGUCUCCUAAGGGUCCAGGAAAACCUCUUGGGACACCAGGCAGUGGCAAGCCAGGGAAAGCUCUCAGCUAUUGCCUGCAGGCCGUGCCACUGCCCCAGGGUCCUCAGGACGGCCACCACCUUCCUCAGCCUCCACCACAGCCUCCGCCGCAGCCCUAUGGUCACAAGCGGUACCGGCAGAAAGCCAGAGAAGGCCACUCACCACUUAAGGGGCAUGGCCAGCCUACCAUGGUGGAGCAUGAAGUGGUACGGGACCUGCCUCCCAUGCUGGGGCCUGAGGGCUAUGUGAUGCCUGUGGUCCAGAGGCAUGAACACCACCAUCACCAUGAGCACCACCACCAUCACCACCACCACCACUUCCACCCAUCCUAGCACCCAAACAAGCACUCUGCCCAAAUGCCCUUGGGAACAGAGCAGGGGCUGGCAUGUGCCCAGUAGAGAGUACAGCAUCCCCUGGCUCAACACCGGCUGCAGAUGUCAAGGGGACACACCAGGGAGAUGGCACCAGGCUUGGAUAUUCAUGGACAAAGCUACCUUUCUCCCUGCCAUUUGGAUACCAGUACAUUUGAUGCAGCCAAUUAUUACCAGUGACAUGUGCUCCUGUGUCAUCCAAAAAGCCCAUACAUGAGGGCACAAAAGCAUCUGUUCCUGCUUUUGCUGCAGUGUGGCCAUGGGAUAUUUGAAGGCAUUCUUUGAAUCCUCAUGGCUCUUUGACCUUCGGGUACCUGAAUAGAAAAGGCAAUGCUUUUUGUGAAGUUUCUAUGUUGUAAAGUCAGUGAACUGGCUUGGAAAGUGGUUCUUCUUCAAUGUACCAUGUUAAACAAAGCAAAACAAAGAGGCCAGAAUAUCAGCAAAUGUGGAGGGGGCAACUGUUGAGCAGAGGGACAGGGUGAUGUUCCGUGGGCAGCAUGAGGCUUGGUGUCGAGCUUCCAGCAUCCUAGGUAGAUAUGGAUAAGACCCAGACGGGUUGGGAUGAGAAGGAUCAGGUACAAUGCUGGGGAUCCUCAUUCAGGCUGUGCAUAGCCAAGUGAUACUUAGAUGUCCCUCCAUAAAGGCUGCAAAGGUGUGGGGUCCUCAAGAAGCCACAAUUUUCAUGGUUCCACCAGCAGGACAGAACAAGAGGCACUUUUUAACCUCUUGUGAGUUUAUGAAGGUUGGGCAUUAUGCCUUCUUGGCAUAAUAAAGAAUUGUGCAUUCUGUAACAUGGCACACAUAGCCUUGUAUUAAAACACUUUUCUGAGAGCGGUGGUUAGUGUACUGACACACCGUAGCUGCAGGUGAAGAUGACAGGUACUUGUGGAGGGUGAAUGCUGUAGAACCAUCUUGGCUUAUGCUGCUUGACGCACAACGACUCCAUAGCAAAGCUUCUUAAUAAGGGAUUUCUAGACUAAGAAAAACCAGAACUCUAAACCCGGAGUUCAGCUCAUGUUAACAAGAAAUGCCAAGCUCCAGAUGGGCUCCGUGGGCUCCAGCUUAUGCAGACUGUUGGGAAGCAACACAACCUUGUGUUUAUCUCCUUUCCCCCAACCUAUUCUAAGGAAUUCCUGAAGAUCUGAAUGUGAUGUCUCUGACCUGGGGACCAUCAGUCCUCUGUAGGCUGUUCACUGUUCUGUGGUCACUUCACAGCUAGACAUGCUCCCGAAAACGGAAAUGGCUAGAGUGUGUCACCCUUUCCUUACAACAUGUCUAAAGUACCCACGUCAUGGAUGUAGAGAUGGCACGUAUGUGAGGUUCCAUCACCCACACCACAGCAGAGGGAUUUGCACAGGAAUCAGCAUGACCACCCAGUUUGCUUCUCAGUAUGCAGCACUCUUAUAUUGGGCUUGUGUUAAGAGGUCCUUUCAGGAGGCUGAAGAGAUGGCUCAGCAGUUAAGAGCACUGGCUGCUCUUCCAGAGGUCCUGGGCUCAAUUCCCAGUACCCCCACAUGGCAGUUCUCAACUGUCUGUAACUCCAAUUCCAGGGCUUCCAACACCCUCACACAGACAUACAUGUACAUAAAACACCAAUGAACAUA